UUGAGAGGGUCAGAUUUUUUUUCAGUUCAAGAUAAAUGUCUGCCGUGGAUUGUUUGGCAGGGAAAAGUGUUGCCUAGAACUCUGGCUUCCCAAUAAAUAUAGAUAGGAGAACACACAACCCCCCUGUUACAUCAGCACAAUUCAAAGUGCUGUUUUAGCCUAUAAUGGCCUAAACGAUUCUGGCCCAGCUUACCUAUCUGAAAGUAUCUCCCUCUAUGAACCAUCACGGAGGUAAAGAUUUUCCGAGGAAGCUCUGCUCUUGGUCCCGCUUGCUUUGCAAACGCGGCUGGUGGGGAUGAGAGAUGGGGCCUUCUCAGUGGUGGCUCCUUGGCUCUGGAACUCCCUCCCCAGUGAGAUUAAAUCAGCACCCUCCCUCUUGGCUUUCAGAAAGAAAACAAAGACAUGGCUGUGGGACCAUGUUUUGGCUAGUAAAGUAAUGCAGUGCAAGAAAUAAACAGGGAAUAUGUGCAAUUAACAGUUAGAAUGGCCCCGUCUGUAUUUUGGAUCAUGUGAUUUUAAUGUUUAUAUUAGGUGUUUUUAAUUCUAUGUCUUCAUGUCUAAAUGUUGUUUAUAUCUUAUGUUUAAUGGUCUUAUUGAUUUAAUGCAUAGUUAUAUGUUUUUUUUGUUUAGAUUUUAUUAUUUGGUUUUAUAUGUAUGAUAGGCAUUGAAUUUUGCCAUUAUUAUGUCGUAAACCUUUUGUUGCUACCUGUAUAUUCUGCCUUGGUCAGACCACACCUGGAAUACUGUGUCCAAUUUUGGACACCGCAAUUGAAGGGGGAUGUUGACAAGCUGGAAUGUGUCCAGAGGAGGGCGACGAAAAUGAUCAAGGGUCUGGAGAACAAGCUCUAUGAGGAGUGGCCGAAAGAGCUGGGCAUGUUUAGCCUGCAGAAGAGAAGGCUGAGAGGAGACAUGAUGAGGGCCAUGUAUCAAUAUGUGAGGGGAAGUCAUAGGGAGGAGGGAGGAAGCUUGUUUUCUGCUGCCCUGGAGACUGGUAGGAUGUAGAACAGUGGCUUCAAACUACAGGAAAGGAGAUUCCAUCUAAACAUUAGGAAGCACUUCCUAAUUGUGAGAGCUGUUAAGCAGUGGAACUCUCUGCCCCGGUGUGUGGUGGAGGCUCCUUCUCUGGAGGCUUUUAAACAGAGACUGGAUAGCCAUCCGUAGGGGGUGCUUUGAAUGUGAUUUUCCUGCUUCUUGGCAGGAGGUUGGACUGGAUAGCCCACAAGGACUCUUCCAACUCUGAUUCUAUUAUUCUAACUGCUUUGCAUCUGCCCUGGGGUGAGAAAAGAGAUAUAUAAAUACAGUAAAUAAAUAAAUAGUACAGUAUUUUGAAACAAGGAGCCCCCGGUGGGGAUAGGUUGACAGAGCUGGGAUCUAUAGGAGGGAGUGGGGAGGGAGGUUUGGGCACUAGGGAUCCUGGCUGCUGGAGAGGUGCCAGCUCAUCAGGGUUUUCCAGGGUGAUCCACCACCGCGCGGCAUUUUCUGUACAUGCACGCGUACGCGCACACUCACUCACUCACUCACACACACACACACUCUUACAUCUGCUGGCUGGCUGGCUGGCAGGCAGCAGUAAAUCCCUUAAAGCUGCACACAGCCUGGCCACGGGACGCAGCAGGAGGGAGGGAAACGUGCGGCGCUUGAGCUCGGGAGCGCUUCGCCCCAGGAAACACUCGCGCAAGUCUUUCGCGCACGAGCGAGCGAGCAAACGAGCGGGCAUCGAAGGGCAAGGAGGGUCGGGAGGAGAAGAAGGAGAAGAAGGAGCCUCUCGCCGGUCCCACCCACCCACUCAUCUCGGGUGCCACCCGGGGUCAACGCCCCACCAAAACACAGAGAGAUUGAGAUCGGGCAGAGAGAGGCGCACUUAGUUCCCAUCCACAAGCUGGCACUGAAGCUCCGGCUGGCACACAGGAUGGGAGGAGGACACACCGACGCGGAUGGUGUUAUCAAAGACAAGGAACGCAAAAUGGAAGAUGACCUCAGCAUUUCGCGGCCGGGGCACUGUGCGUACCUGGGCUCCCUCCUUUGGGAGCGCACUCUGCCCUACAACGAGAUUGAAUAUGUUGACUUGGACGAAUUUUUACUGGAAAAUGGUUUGCCCCCAAGCCCGGCCCACCAACCCUUUUCACCGGGGAGCCAGCCUACAGCCUCGCCUUCCAGCGGAGUUGUGGUGGACCUUAGCCGCCCUGCUUCUUGCGCGUCGUCGUCUUCUGUCUGCUCUUCCUCUGGAGAAGGUCUAGUGGGGAGCGAUUACGACAACCACUGCAGCAAAACAGGUCCCAUCACACCUGUGUCCCGAAGCACGCCCAGCCCGGUGGACCCCGAAGCCGUGGAGGUCCUCAUGAACUUUGAUCCAGACCCCGCGGACCUGGCGCUGUCCAGCAUCCCAGGACACGAGACCUUCGACCCACGGAAACAUCGGUUCUCCGAAGAAGAGCUGAAACCGCAGCCCAUCAUGAAAAAAGCGCGGAAAAUACAGGUUCCGGAUGAGCAGAAGGAUGAAAAAUACUGGAACCGGCGGUACAAGAACAACGAGGCGGCGAAACGCUCCCGAGACGCCCGCCGCCUGAAAGAGAACCAGAUCACGGUGCGGGCGGCCUUCCUGGAGAAGGAGAACGCCGUCUUGCGCCAGGAAGUGGCCAAUAUCCGCCAGGAACUGACCCGCUACCGCAGCAUCCUCUCCAAGUAUGAAUCCCAGCACGGCACCUUGUAAAACCCAUGGCGAGGAUGCUGCUGAUUUUCUCUACCGUCCCACCAUUGAGGAGGUGGUGGGGCCACCCUGGUUUUUCAACCCUGACCCCCGUCUUCCCGAACCGGGCAAACAAAUAAUCAAACAACAGAUGUUUGGAACGAGGGGGAAACGGUCCGAAGCGGGGGCAUUCCCCCGUGCGGGGACUACCGUGGUCCGGGUGCAGGACAGAAGGGAUAAGACUUCGUAGGGUUGGCAUGCGCUGACCCUUUGCCAAGACGAGGGCAGUGACUUCGAGACGUUGAACUUGGGCAUCGUAGGCACACGGAAAACACACCGCAAAAAAAUAUAAAAAGAACCAACAACAACAACACAAGGGCUCUGUAGCACGCUGGAAGAUGUCUUGCACACACACAUACACACAUGCACACUAACACACAUACACACACAUACUAGCGUUUGGCUUGUUGGCAGACUUUUUGAUCCGAAAGGGCAGAAUUCCACUGCAGACUUCCACAUCCGUUCGCUUCUGUCGUACGUGGCAUUUGGGCUCCGCGAAGUGUCUGGCGUGUCAGGACGGCUGGGUUCGUUCUCUUUCUUGCUGCCUCUUUGACAGCUGGUGCAUCCUUUUUUUUACAGCAGAUGUUUGCACACAACUGACCCAUCCCUUCCUCCUUCCCCCCCCCCCCCUUAACUCCUUGAGAGAGGCGACGGCACUUGAGGAUUUGGGGUUUGCAGUCUACCCAACGUGGAUUUUGGGACCCGGUGUUCUGGGUUCCGGUCUCACCCCGUUGAACCAUGACGUUCCGCAAUGCCCUUUACCAGAGAACCCAGGAGUCCUGGCACCCUGGAUUGGAGGACAGGAGGAGCCGCUCCUUUUGAUGCCAUCCAAUCUCUUCUGCCUACGAAAUGCCAAAAUUUAUAACACCAAACGGGUUGCACACGUAUAUUUUUUCCCCACAAUUGGAUGAAAUGGGCUUUGUGUCAGAAGGCAGGUGUUAGGGGGCUAUUAGUUUGACUAUUCCAGUUUUCUUACUAUGAUACCUGUUUGUUUUUUUAAAAAAGAGUUCAAACGCAAGUGAUGGUUUCUGUUUUCCUUGCCUUCCUCGUGUUUUGUCUCCCGCACUGUCUGAUGUCAUCAUAUGUACAGAAACUCAGAACACAAAACCUCAUUGGUGACCCUCCAUAAAUAUGAACAGAAAUAUAUAUAAAUAUAUAUGAUUUUUCUUCUCUUUUUGGUAAAAAACAAAACUAUAUAUAGAGAGAGAGGCUCCAGGAGAGACUUUGAGAGAUUAAACUUUGUUCUUCUAUAGGGGAAAGAAUGGUUCUUUCGUACAGAAAGGGAAUGGGAGAAAAUUAUCGUUAUCUCUUUUGGAGAGGUUCCUGGUCUUUUUAAUUUUCCAUGUAAUAAGUAUUGCUGCGAACUUUUGAGAAAAAAUGGACAAUGGGCUCGAUGGGAGAUUUUUUUCAAAAGGAUGUUUACAAUUGUAUACAAUGAGGAAUAAAGAAAGACAGGAUUUAAACAAAAGA
Molecule: messenger RNA, 4216 nt
Organism: Anolis carolinensis (green anole)
Lineage: Eukaryota; Metazoa; Chordata; Lepidosauria; Squamata; Anolidae
Gene: dbp
Product: D-box binding PAR bZIP transcription factor
Exons: 4
Coding region: 1910-2710 (266 amino acids)
Biological process (GO): regulation of transcription by RNA polymerase II
Cellular component (GO): nucleus
Molecular function (GO): DNA-binding transcription factor activity, RNA polymerase II-specific; RNA polymerase II cis-regulatory region sequence-specific DNA binding
Source: RefSeq, a predicted model, not a curated record